This is a messenger RNA of Thermothielavioides terrestris NRRL 8126, 793 nucleotides long. RefSeq lists its product as uncharacterized. The transcript is spliced from 2 exons. Bases 196 to 399 code for a protein of 67 amino acids. The record is from RefSeq and is a predicted model, not a curated record. NCBI's taxonomy places the organism in Eukaryota, Fungi, Ascomycota, Sordariomycetes, Sordariales, Chaetomiaceae.
CGAGCGGCCUCGCUCGCACCCCUCCCCGUAGAUGUACAAGCAGAUGGAAGGGUGGCUCUGCUGAGAGAUUCGGCCGUCUAUAAAGGUCGCUCGAGGUCCUCGGCCGGCCUGACUCUUGAUGCAGCUUUCACCAGCCCAACAUUCUCGACACACAAACUCCCCUUUCAGACCUUGACUAUUGUCCAAGCCGAGAAAAUGAAGGCUUUCUCCGUCCUUGCCCUCUUCGCCGCCGUCGCCAUGGCGGUGCCUGCUGCUGAGUCCGUCAACGACCUCGUGGCUCAGGGCAAGCUCGAGCGCCGCAGCUGUGCGGCCAACUGCUACUGCGACAGCGGCCGCUGCUACUGCGACAACUGCUACCCUGGCGGCUGCAACUGGUACUACGACGGCGAGACCUGCUAGGUCUGAUCCAGUCGGUCCUCUGCCUCGUCUUCCCCCUCGGAGAGACACCCGCGGCAUGCCAAGUGGGGGGCUUCUACAAGAGCGCAAGAGCGUCAAUCCGAAAUGGAAUCUGGGGGAUGGCAGAUACGGUCAGAGGCGCCAAUAGGUCCGAGGGGAAACGUAGGGGAGAGGGUUCGUAGGUGGCAUAUUGCUGUCUGGUAGAAACAGUUCUUCCAAGACGAUUUCUCCUUCGCAACUAUGCGGACCUGGAAGUGACCCUGGCGGCGUGAAACGUUCUCGACCAAAGGAACCUUGACUUCCACGUUGCCUACCCCCCUUGGUAGCGACGCAAAGGACGCGGUUCUUCGCCCAUCCGGAGCUGUGCACGUGGCAAAUAGAUGCACUACUGCAUGUG